GCGAAGGCGGGCGGCAGCUCGGUUCCCCCCAGGCUGGGAGGCGGAGGGCGGGCAGCGCCGGGGGCGGCCCGGGCCCCCCCGGAGGGAGGCGGGGAAGGCGGCGGAGCUCCCGGUGUCCCGCGGCGCUCCCACCGCCCCGGCCGGCCGGACCCGCUCCCUCCGCGGGCAGCCCCGGCCCCGCCAGGCAGCCACAUCGCCCUGAGCCACUGCCCUGGGCACCAUGAGGGGUCUCUGGGCCCUCAUGCUCAUGGGGCUCAUCAGUGCCUGCGAGGGGAAGGAUCUGCCGCUGGCAGAAGGGGAGCUGUGCCCACAGCUCUGGGAUGAGGAUCUGGUCGGCGACAAGUAUGAGAAUGUGACGGGUUUUAACCUGAUUAAAAGGUUCGACCUGCUCAAGAUCUCCUCCAUCAAGAAGGUCCGGCACACACGGGGGCCAGUGGUGCUGCGCCUGGGCGCUGUGCCGCUGGUGCAGCCGACACAGAAGGUGUUCCCCCGAGGGCUGCCCCACACCUUCACCCUCGUCCUCACCUUGCUGCUGAAGAAGAACAGCACUGGGGAGCACUGGUACCUCUUCCAGAUCACCGACCGGCAGGGCUACCCCCAGCUCUCCCUGGCCGUGCAUGGCCCAGAGAAGAGCCUGGAAUUUCAAGCCAGGGCUCCGGGAUCCACGUUCGUCAGCGCCGUGUUCUCCGGGAAGGCCGUGGCCUCGCUCUUUGAUGGGUCGUGGCACAAGGUGGUGGUGGCGGUGCAGAGCCGCGCCGUUUCCGUGCACCUCGACUGCGCCUCCAUCUCCUCCAAGCCGCUGUCGGCGCGGCGGGCGCUGGCCGCGGAGGGCAAUGCCUUGCUGGGGCUGGAUGCCACGCGCGGCACCCCCGUGCGGUUCGACCUCCAGCAAGCUCAGAUCUACUGUGAUGCCGAGCUGGCCAAGCAGGAGGGGUGCUGUGAGAUCUCAGCCAGCGGGCAGUGCCUCCCAGAAGCACCCAAGACGCGUCGGCAAGCGGAGCUGAUGCAGAGCAGCAACCUGAUCGAGCUGUCACCGCAGCCUGAGGGCCGCCUGUACACCCGCUGCUUCUGCCUGGAGGAGCCGCUGGGCACGGAGCCACUGAGGACCUCAGGAAGGACUGGCCCAAAGGGAGAUCAAGGAGAGUGCCCACCCUGCUCAUCACAAACGGCCUCGACAAAUGUCACGCUUGGCCCCGCAGGUCCAAAGGGUGGGAAGGGUGAGCGAGGUCUGCCCGGCACCACCGGCAGCAAGGGGGAGAAAGGCGAGCGUGGCGCUGACUGCGUGCGCACCCACCCCGGCGGCCCCGUGCAGUGCGCCGAGGGGCCGCGGGGCGAGAAGGGGCAGCGUGGAGAGGCGGGAAUACCGGGGACAGCCGGCAGCGAUGGGCAGAAGGGCCAGAAGGGUGAGAAAGGCGACGGGGGACUACAGGGCAAGCCGGGGCGCCCAGGGCGCGAUGGCCGGCCCGGAGAGAUCUGUGUGGUGGGACCCAAGGGGCAGAAGGGUGACCCUGGGCUGGUGGGACCCGAGGGGCUGGCCGGGGAGCCGGGGCCCCCGGGGAAGCCAGGAUCUCCUGGGAUCGGUUUUCCAGGGAAGCCGGGAGACCCUGGUGGCCCCCCAGGUCCAAAGGGAGAAAAGGGCAGCUCGGGAGCUCCUGGACCUGGAGGAUCCCCUGGGAUGCCCGGUCCUCCCGGCAUCCUGGGGCCGAAAGGAGACAAGGGCGAGCCCUGCGAGGUUUGUCCCACACUGCCCGAGGGGAUGCUCGGUGCCGCGGGGCUGCCCGGAGAACCGGGACCCAGGGGAGCGCCCGGAGCGCCCGGCAGGGACGGCGCCUCGGACAGACCCGGACCGGCAGGACCCAAAGGGGACAGGGGAGAUCCCGGCAUCCAAGGGAUGAAAGGGGAGAAGGGGGACUCCUGCAUGGCCUGCGAUGACCGUGUCCUCGCCGCGCUGCUGCGGGCACCCAGCGAGGGGCUGCGGGGUGACCCAGUGGGUGAAGAGGGGUUCUCCAGGCUGGCUGGCAUCAAGGGUGAGAAGGGGGACAGCGGCCAGCAGGGACCCACAGGCACACCGGGUCUCCCGGGAGACAAGGGUGAUCUGGGUGCACGGGGGCUCAAAGGAGAGAAGGGGGAGCCAUGCGGGCAGUGCCCUCCCAUGCCACAGGCCCUCGAAGGGGCUGCCACGGUGCUGGCGGUGCCAGGACCACCGGGGGAGAGGGGCCAGGGUGGCCCCCCCGGCAGAGCGGGCAGGCCCGGGGAUGCUGGGCAGAAGGGGCAGAAGGGGGAUGCAGGCAGCCCCGGGGACCCGGGCACCCCAGGCAUGGCUGGAGUCCCAGGGCUGUCGGGUGAGCCCGGCCUCAGGGGUCCAGCCGGCCCCAAAGGAGAGAAGGGAGAUGCUUGUGAGCCUGGUCCUGCUCCACAUGGGGAUGUGGUCAGCAUCCCUGGAAUACCAGGGCCCAAAGGGGACCAGGGCCCCCCGGGCAUCGGCCAGCCAGGCAGAGCUGGGAAGCCAGGACUGCCGGGGAUCCAGGGCCCCAUGGGGCUGAAGGGGCUGCAGGGCGAGCCAGGACCACCGGGCAUUGGCCAUCCAGGACCACAGGGAGAGCCCGGGAGCACCGGAGCCCCCGGGACACCCGGCUCCCCCGGACCACAGGGCCCUCCAGGGCUGCCGGCAGAGAAAGGUGCCAAGGGAUCUCCGGGGCCCAAAGGUGCUGCAGGACCCCCGGGGCCACCAGGGACCAGUGUCCCAGGGCCACCGGGCCCUGAAGGGCAGCCGGGGCUCCCCGGGGCACCCGGGUCCAGCGGGCUGCCGGGGGAGAAGGGUGCCCAGGGUGAGAAGGGAGACCCUGGGGAAUGCUCCUGCCCCCCUAGCCUGCGCCAGGACCCCAGCUACUCCGGGAUGCCAGGAGCCCCAGGCCUGUGGACAGGGAUGACCUGGCAGCCACAGCCAGGCCCGCAGGGUCCCCCCGGAGCUCCCGGGCCCCCGGGCCCCCCCGGUGCCCCAGGCCGCCAGGGAAUGCCAGGACACAACGGUUUGCCAGGACUGCCUGGGCCAGCCGGAGACCUGGGCCCACUGGCCAUCAUGGCAGAGAGGAACAUUGAGGUGCUGAAGACCCUGUGCGGGGACUGCGCGCAGCUGCAGGCAGCCUUCGAGGUGCCCGGUGGUGCCAAGGGCGAGCAGGGCCCCGGGGGGAUGCCGGGUGCCCCCGGCAGCGAGGCCUGCGCCCAGUGCUUCGCGCAGCUCCCGAGGGCGGAGGAGGCCCGGGGUGACAGCCCCGACCCGCACUGCGCGGGUGAGCCCGGGCUGCCGGGAGCUCCGGGGAUCCCUGGCGAGAGGGGAGAGCAGGGCUCACCAGGAAUUCGCGGACCCCCAGGGCCACCCGGACCCAUCGGCCCUCCAGGUUUUCCUGGAACACCUGGUGCACCCGGACUGCCCGGUCUCCAGGGGGAACGUGGCCCUGCCGGGCUCGCUGGAGCCAAAGGGGAGCCGGGACCUCCAGGGCAGCCCGGCUACCCGGGGGCAACAGGGCCCCCCGGCCUCCCUGGCAUCAAAGGUGAGCGAGGCUAUGUGGGCCCCCCUGGGGAGAAAGGGGAGCUGGGACCCCCCGGCUUGGACGGUCUCCCCGGCCCCAUAGGGCCAGCGGGGCCAAGGGGCGAGCGAGGGCUCCCUGGCAGCGCUGGUGAGAAGGGGGAGCAGGGUUUCCAGGGCCAGCCUGGCUUUCCGGGACCACCGGGACCUCCCGGCUUCCCAGGGAAGGUCGGGCCAGCCGGCCCACCGGGACCUGCAGCUGAGAAGGGCAGCGAGGGCAUUCGUGGCCCCACUGGGAUGCCAGGGCCCCCUGGGCCCCCUGGACCCCCAGGCAUCCAGGGUCCCGCUGGCUUGGAGGGACUGGACGGCAAGGAUGGCAAGCCAGGGCAGCGGGGUGACCCUGGCCCCCCUGGGCCACCAGGGAUGAUGGGUCCUCCGGGUUUCAAGGGGAAGACGGGGCACCCAGGUCUCCCGGGACCAAAGGGUGACUGCGGCCAACCUGGUCCCCCGGGGAGCAUGGGCCGGCCAGGAGCAGAGGGUGAGCCUGGACCCAUGGGACCCCAAGGCCGGCAGGGACCCCCGGGGCUCAUUGGACCCCCUGGCACCCCGGGGCAGCCGGGUCCCGCUGGCCUCGCUGGAGUGGGGCUGAAGGGUGAGCGCGGCUCCGCUGGGGAGCGAGGCCUGCCCGGGAUGCCAGGACAGCCGGGACCCCCCGGCCACCCAGGGCCACCGGGGGAGCAGGGACCAGAUGGACCCGUGGGUAAAGAGGGUCCCCCAGGAAAACCUGGCAUCGCAGGACCGGCUGGGCAGAAGGGUGAUGCUGGAUCCCCCGGCGAGCGCGGCUACCCUGGGGAGAAGGGCAGAGCCGGCAUGCCGGGGGGGCCCGGGAAAAGCGGCUCCAUGGGGCUCGUGGGGCCACGGGGACCUGCAGGAGAGAGGGGUCCCCCGGGCUCACCGGGCCCCGCGGGCAGCCCCGGGCUGCCGGGACCCCCCGGGAUGAUGGGAGAUGUGGUGAAUUACGACGAGAUCAAGAGGUUCAUCCGGCAGGAGCUCAACAAGAUGUUUGAUGAGCGGAUGGCCUAUUACACCUCCCGGCUGCACUUCCCGGUGGAGAUGGUGGCAUCCCCGGGGAGACCCGGGCCCCCAGGGAAGGACGGGCUGCCCGGCCGGCCGGGCCCGCCCGGCUCCCCAGGGAUGCCGGGGCAGAUCGGCAGGGAGGGCCGGCAGGGUGUGCCGGGCAUGCGGGGUGAGCCGGGCGCCAAAGGAGAGAAAGGAGAGAAGGGCGUGGGGCUGAUGGGGGACAUUGGCCCCCCGGGACCCCCAGGUCCCCAAGGGCCCCCAGGCUAUGGGAAGAUGGGCCCCCCCGGCCCCGUGGGGCAGCAGGGCAUCCCCGGCAUCCCCGGCCCGCCCGGUGCCACGGGGCAACCAGGCAAGACAGGGCACUGCAGCCCGGCGGAGUGCAUGGGGGCCCUGCCCAUGGAGCAGCCCCUCUUCCAGCCCAAGAACGUCAAGGGCCCCUUCGGCUGAGGGUCCCCCCGUGCCCCCGUCCCCCGCCUGUGCUGUUAAUAUUGUUUCCCCGCUGUGCCGGGGCCGUGCCUGUCCCGCGGGGGGCGGGAGGCGGGUGUUGUACAGCUCCACUGGGAUCGGGAGGGCGGGUGGAUCCUGCCCGGUCAAAUACACCCGUGCUGGUGCCCCCACGCC
Messenger RNA from Pezoporus occidentalis (night parrot), 5227 nucleotides. It is a transcript of the gene COL16A1, whose product is annotated as collagen type XVI alpha 1 chain. Gene Ontology annotation, biological process: extracellular matrix organization. Gene Ontology annotation, molecular function: extracellular matrix structural constituent conferring tensile strength. The record is from RefSeq and is a predicted model, not a curated record. Lineage: Eukaryota; Metazoa; Chordata; Aves; Psittaciformes; Psittacidae. Bases 221 to 5053 code for a protein of 1610 amino acids. The transcript is spliced from 71 exons.